Messenger RNA from Neopsephotus bourkii (Bourke's parrot), 2067 nucleotides. It is a transcript of the gene FANCG, whose product is annotated as FA complementation group G. The coding region runs from base 27 to 1973 and encodes 648 amino acids. Gene Ontology annotation, molecular function: protein binding. The transcript is spliced from 14 exons. Gene Ontology annotation, cellular component: Fanconi anaemia nuclear complex. Gene Ontology annotation, biological process: interstrand cross-link repair. NCBI's taxonomy places the organism in Eukaryota, Metazoa, Chordata, Aves, Psittaciformes, Psittacidae. The record is from RefSeq and is a predicted model, not a curated record.
GGGGAGGCGGGAGCGGCGCGGCGGCCAUGAAGCGACGGAGCGGUCCUGCCGCGGAGCUGGGCUGCCUGCAGGCCUGGACCGCCGAGAACCGGGCCCUGGCAGAGCGCUGGCGGGAGGCGAGGAGAGCGGGGCCCGGUGCAGCGGCGGGGCGGCAGCAGCGGGGCGGCUUCGGGGAGCUGCUGCUGAGGAUGCGGGGGCUGCCAGCCACCCUCCCCACCUUGCCUCUGGAGCUUACCGUCCUCUACAACUCCCUGCUUUUUACAAUGGGAGCAUCCGACUCUGCCAUGGAAGGACAAGAGGCAAUACACCAGGGGCUCCUCAGGGUUCUGGAAGCCUGUGGGGCUGGUGGGCAGGAUCUUAGCAGUGAGGAGCUGUGGCAGAAGGUGCUGCAGGAGGUUACUGUGGCAGAGCUGCAGACAUCUCUGCAUCAACUGGGGGCCCUGCAAGCAGCGUGGUGGCUGUCCACUGGCCGCCUGGGAAGCAUCGCUAGCCUCCUCAGGCUCCUGAGCAACCCUGAGGACCUGGGAAAAGCUCACUGGAGCAAGGUGGAGAACGAACUCCUCUCACUGCUCAAGGCAUGGCGAGUACCUUCUGAGGUGGACUCCCUGCACCUUGUACAGAGCACCAGGGAAUUGAAAGAGAUCCUCUGCACUUCAGCAGCCUUCCUGCAAGGGCUGCAGGAGUUCGAGGCUGGGAACUUCCCCACUGCCUGCUCCCUCCUUCAGGAAGCUGCAGGAGGAUUCUGCUCCAAGAAGGUUCUGGCCCAGAUCUACACCUGCCUCAGCUGCUGUGCUCAGCGAAUGGGCAAGCCUCAGACAGCUCUUCGGCACCUGAAACAGGCCCUCCAGGUAGACUUCCACUGCCUUCCUGCCCUGUCCCACGUGGCAGCAGUGUACCACGAGCUGGGGGAGACCGAUGCGGAGCUGCAAGCCCUGGCUCUGCUCUAUGAGGCUCUGGAAAAAAACCCUCCAGCAGCUGCUUCCUCUAGCCCGUAUUUCCUAAUCCAAACAGAGCUGCUUGUCCACACACCAGUACUGGCUUCUCUCCUUCGCCAUAGUCACCUCUCUGAAGUGAAGUACCUCCUGGCACAGCGGUGUCUCCAGAAUGGGAGGGUGGCUGAUGCGGUGGAACAUUACCUGGAUUUUCUGGCUCUGCUUCAGGAGGGGCCGCAGCAGCAGGUGCCCCUAGAUGGUAGCUCAGCUGUUCCCAGGAUCCCUGAGGUGUUCUUGGAAGCAGCAUCUGCCUUGCAGCAGGCUGAGAGACAUCAGGAUGCCAUAACUGUGUGUGAGGAGGUCAUCAGCCGCACGACUAGCCUGAUCCCACGAGUGUUACUAUUGGAGGAGAGGCUGGAGCAGCCAGAAUGCCCAUCACCACAGGCAGGGCUGGCCGGUGGACCCCUGGCUCAGAAGAAGGAGAGCCUGUCCUGCCUUACCUGGAGAGCAGCUGGAUACCUGCACCAGGGGUGGGCGUGGGGAAAGCUGGGUGAGGUCAAGCAAGCUGUAACACAGUUCAGCAGAUGCCUCGAAGAGCUCUUGCGAGUCCAGCUUUAUGGGCCUGGUAUUGAACCAACAGAGAAUCUCCUGCCAGAAGUGGAGAUGCUUCAGAAGAUCAGGUUGCUCGCUCUCAUUGGGAGAGGUACGCAGUUCCUUGAGCUGGGGAAGCACAAGAAAGCCUUGCUAGAUUUCCAGCAUGGUUUGCAGGUUUCGCCAGGUGACCCAGCUGCUGCCUCCUACCUGGUGCAGGCCUUGUGGAACCUGGAUCGAAAGCAGGAGGCGGCUGCUCAGUGGCAGAAGCUCUCACAGAGGCCCCCUAAGGAGGACGGGCAGCAGGAAGGACAGGGAAGCUUCUCUUUCAGGCCUGUCCCUUUGUACCUGGAUUCGUGUCUGAAGCAGGCAAUGUUCCCACACAGUGAUGAUCUUGCCAGGAGCAUACAGAAUUACCUAGGGAGCACAACACAGGACCACCCAAGCUAACCCAGUCCGUCUUGCUGCACGGGGCUGGCACGAAGCCUUUCAGGACUCCUCCAAGACUCAGCGUUACUCUUGAAUGAAGCUGGAUUCCCAAAGG